Exaiptasia diaphana is the source of this 1017-nucleotide messenger RNA. RefSeq lists its product as uncharacterized. NCBI's taxonomy places the organism in Eukaryota, Metazoa, Cnidaria, Anthozoa, Actiniaria, Aiptasiidae. The transcript is spliced from 4 exons. The record is from RefSeq and is a predicted model, not a curated record. Bases 227 to 988 code for a protein of 253 amino acids.
AGUUUGACUUUCGUAAAAACUGGAGUUAUCCAUUUACCGGCCACCAAAACUAAGAGAAAACAUACAGAAUACUUCACAUAAACCUAGAGCUUUCAGAUCACACAUCCAAGCCCGAUUCAAGUAGAUUUUUGCACGAUUUUGUAGCUUGUUUACAAAGAGAUCGAGUUGACGAUCACGUGCUUUCCAAGCGAGAAAGAAAGAAAAAGUACCUAAAUCUCGUUUAAAAAUGUCAGACAUAGUUUCAGCUGCAUUAGCAAAUGAAAACAUUGGUGCUUCUGACAUCACUGAGACAAACCAACAACCAGAAGUUUUAGAAAACAUACCAACUGAAAAUAAAAGUGUAGAGAACGAUGUAACAAUGGAAAACCCUGUAGAAGCUAAUGUUGAACCUAAAACAAUGCCAGAUAACAGUGUGAACCUUGGAGUCGAUAUAACUCCACAAGAUACAGAAAAUCAGAUAGCAACAGUUUUGACAGAAAUGCAGAAUUCAAACAGUGAAAGUACAGCUGUUGGAGAAAAGACGGCAGAAGCUGGCAACCAAGAGAACUUUGAACCUGGCCUUGCUGUCAUUAUGGAAGAUGAGAGUGCACCAACUAUUCCAGAAAACCCUCUCAGUCAAGGCCAAGCUCAACACACUCAAGAACAACUUGAUGUGAUGCAGUCGGGUCAAAUACCCAGCCAAGCAGCUUUGUACACUUUGGGUAACAUUGUAUUGAUCCUUUCUCCUGAAGUGAUGGCUUCAGGUGGGCUUACACCAGAACAGAUCCAGCAAAUACAGGAAAGUCAGGCUAAUGCAGUUGUCCAGGAUGGAUCUAAUGUCAACAUCAACCUGGAAGGUCUACAGUCUCUUGUCGCAAAUAACCCAACUCCAGAUGAUAAAAUAAGUCAAACACCAGCUCCAGUGACAGCAGCUCCUAAAGAAAGUARMCCAGUAAAUAAUACYCAGAAGGAAAAGGUAAUAAGCUGUCUUGAUGAAGACCAUUCAUGAUUAUCCUUCAUGCAGAAAKGCAAUAAAAG